AUGUCACAGGAAAUCAUCCACGCGUAUCGCCAUCUCCUUCGAACAUCGCUUCAAGCAAUCCGCUACGCAAAACCCGCCCGCUUCACCCUGCAAUCCCAUCUCCGCUCCUCGUUCCGCAAUCCCACAUCCGCCUUCAACUCGCAACAAAUAUCUCAGACCCUAGAAUUCCUGAAUAAUGCCGCAAAGUACAAAGGCCUCGAAGACAAGAUAGUGAGGAAUCUGUUGCACGUCUGGGGCUGUAAAGAUAAGGGUGUGCCGAGUUCGUUGAGGCGUGAUAAGAACGCUAUGAGCCUGAGAGAUGCUGCCUAUGAUGGCUUUGACGAGAACGUGAGAAUGCUGGAACGCUCCUUGGGUAUACGACUUAAAUGA
Messenger RNA from Aureobasidium melanogenum CBS 110374, 369 nucleotides. Its product is annotated as DUF1763-domain-containing protein. The transcript has 2 exons. The record is from RefSeq and is a predicted model, not a curated record. NCBI's taxonomy places the organism in Eukaryota, Fungi, Ascomycota, Dothideomycetes, Dothideales, Saccotheciaceae. Bases 1 to 369 code for a protein of 122 amino acids.